CUAGUUGAAUAUUUUUCUAAACAUUUUGGCGCGAGUUCAAGGAAAGGAGGUAUAAGAUGCCGUUCUUAGAUGAAUUAGAUCGGCUUUUUGGAGUGAAGAACCUCUACGAUGUAUUGGGUGUGUCUAAAACUGCUUCAGAAUCAGAAAUCAAGCGUGCAUAUCGCAAAAUUUCCUUACAAGUUCACCCUGACCGCGCGGACAAAGGGGAGAAGGAAAAAGCCACAAGAAAGUUUCAGGCGUUAAGUAAGAGCUACUGUAUUCUAUCUGACAAAGAGAAACGAGCCAUCUAUGAUGAGAGCGGUGAGAUAGAUGAAGAGAACAUCGACGAAGAUCGGGACUGGACCCAGUAUUGGAGACUGCUUUUCAAAAAGGUGACGCUAGAGGACAUUAGGAAAUUUGAGGCAUCGUACAAAGGCUCAGACGAGGAGUUGAGUGAUCUAAUGUCUGCUUAUGAAGACUAUAAAGGUGACAUGGACCAGAUAAUGGAAAACAUGCUCUGCUCCAAUGAUAGCGAUGAAGAUCGCUUUGCAGAAAUAUUACAAGGGUUGAUCAAAGAGAAGAAGGUUCCUAAGUACAAAACAUUCACCCAUGAGAGUAAAGCCAAGAAGAACACCAGGAGAAAGAAGGCUCAGCAGGAAGCCGCAGAAGCAGAGGAGAUGGCUACAGAACUUGGUCUUGGCAACAAUGAAGGGAGUCUGCAGUCGCUUAUUCUAAAAAGGCAGACAGAUCGAGCAGGCGCUCUUGACAGUAUGAUAGCAGGCCUUGAAGCAAAGUACUGUAAGCCAAAGAAAUCCAAGGCUUCAACAACAAAGAAGCAAAAGAAAACAUGACCAUUAAAUGGGCAUGAGCAAAUUGGUCUAAUAAGAGGAUAAUUAUGAUGGAACUGCUGUAGCUAGGAAUUUUGCUUCUUGGACCAAAAGGAUUAUAUUUAUUGUUCAAGUAAAUGAACAUCUUGAAAAUACUGUCUGCAUGGAUAAUGAUUUAGUGUUAUGCUGUGUAUAAUUAGAAAUUAAAACGCCUACCCUUA
This is a messenger RNA of Nematostella vectensis (starlet sea anemone), 1027 nucleotides long. RefSeq names its product dnaJ homolog subfamily C member 9. The record is from RefSeq and is a predicted model, not a curated record. Gene Ontology annotation, molecular function: heat shock protein binding. NCBI's taxonomy places the organism in Eukaryota, Metazoa, Cnidaria, Anthozoa, Actiniaria, Edwardsiidae. Gene Ontology annotation, cellular component: nucleus; cytoplasm. The transcript has 3 exons. The coding region runs from base 57 to 830 and encodes 257 amino acids.